Molecule: messenger RNA, 13952 nt
Organism: Xyrichtys novacula (pearly razorfish)
Lineage: Eukaryota; Metazoa; Chordata; Actinopteri; Labriformes; Labridae
Source: the annotation of a GenBank genome assembly
AUACUAAAGGGGCAGCACUGUCCGAGGUGGCGCUUUCCAUCCUCACACACAAACAGAAUAGAAGAUCAACUUCCGGACAGGAGUUUUCAAACAACAGUAGCUAGCCAGCUAGCUGAUAAAUAUUUUUGCUCAGGGAAACGGCAAACUUUGCUGAGUUUCAGGUAAGCUUUGCUGUUGGAGGUAUUUUAUGUGUUCAUGCCAUCUUGUGUGUGUUUUAUUGAGAUUUUAUUCAUGAAUUUAUUGGCUAUAUUCUAAGGAAAGCGACUCUUUGGCUAGGAUAGCGUCUGUUUGCUUUGUUUCAUACAUGCAUCGAAGCGGCGCUAAUGCUAAGAGGGUUAAGCUCACCUGCUACAGUUGUAACCGUUUCAACGGUCAGAUCAACAACCAACGUUUCUUAUGGAAUAAGCCUCUUGCUGAUAAGGCGGGACAAAAAUCACAAUAAAUCUUCGUUUUAUCGUAAAGCUAGCGGGCUAGCUAGCCUGUCGUUGACCCAGAGCCAGCGAUGUCAGCGACCUCUAAGAGGAGGAGAGCCACCUCACCCUCCAGCAGCAUCAGCGGCGGAGGAGACCUCGACGAUGCCUCCUCUACACCUGGAAGUGGCAGGAAAAGACGAAGAAUCUUAAAUGUUCCUCCUGUAGAUACGGUAAGAGCACAGUUUUGAUUUAUUGACCCUGUGGUUUAGUAGUUGGACGCAUAUUACACGUGAGUAGAAGACAUAUGGCAUUUAAGACUUGUUUUGAUUUAUUUCCACUAGAUUGCUGUUUGUCAUGAGCUGUUUAACGCCGUAAGGGACCACAAGGAUGAGCAGGGAAGACAACCAAGUGAAUAUUUCAUAAGGGUACCAAAGAGAAGGUAAUGCAGCUUUGAUAAACAUGUACACCAACCAUCACCAACGACUUUGAAGUUGGCACCUUACUCACGAUUCAGCUGUUAUCAGCAAGGUAAUAGAAACUCUAACCUGAUCCAGAAUACACAGUUAAAGGGAUAUUCCAGCCUAAAUUCAAUUUAUGGUCAAACAAACCGUAACACAGAGUUAGACACCCCCUCGAGAAAUGAAUGUUGCAGACUACUUGCUUCUUUAGUUACACCAACUUUAGUAACAACCGCAUGAUAGCAAUAAACAGCGGUCCAUGAAACCACAUACAUACCUCAACCAAAACACCACUCUAUAGCCACUAAUAAUGCUCAGAACAGCACUUAACUUCAUCAACAGUACAUAUAAAGUGUAGCAGCACUGAUGUCAGCACGGGGGGCGAGGUUUUAAAAAUCAACUAUUUAUUAGCCGACUACACAAUAACAGAGAACGGACCAGAGAGAGCAAAACUUGGACUCAGCAUACCAAAGAGGGACAAGCUGAACAUUGAAGAAAGAGAGCGUUACCAAAGCAAAACUGCGGACAUUGCUGGACUAGACCCAUAUGAACACACUGUAUGGUCAGAAGAUGAUUUCAAGAUAACACCACCACUUAACCGAGUGCAUUUAAUGCAGUACCUCAGUACAUAAUAAUUUGUUCAGGGGUGUGUGUGUGUGUGUGUGUGAGAGAGAGAGAGGGGGAGAGAAAGGCAGACGUGUUUGUGUGUGAUCACCUACCACUGUGCGAACAACCGUUUUGUUGUUGACUCUGUGCAUCUGCAGUUUGUGUACCCACCCAGAUGUGAAAAAACGUGGGCCAAGAAAGACUUUUCAUUAUGGAAGGAAUUAAAUGUAUAAUGGCUUGCUCCUUCAAUGAGGUACUGCAUCAAAUGCACUCAUUUAAGUUGUGAUGUCAUCUUGGAAUCAUCUUCUGACCAUACAGUGUGUUCAUAUGGGUCGAGUCCAGCAAUGUCAGCAAUUUUGCUUUGGUAACGCUCUCUUUCUUCAUUGUUCAGCUUGUCCCUGAACGUAUGUUGAGUCCAAAUUUUGCUCUCUCCAUUCCAUUCUCCGUUACUGUGUAGUCAGUACACAAUAACAUCCUAAUUUCAUUCAUUCCAAUGCGCUUAGUGUUGUUAUGUCUGUCAAAAUGGCCGCGCUGGCAUGUCACGCAUCGAGCCCCCCGUGCUGACAUCAGCGCUGCUACACUUUAUAGGGUCCCGGCCAUAGCUCUAGCCACCAAACAUCUUUUUAACUUAGCCUAAUUUCUUAAGCAAAAAGACUUAACACAACUGACCUACUCUCUUCCAGCAGCUGCUUGUUUGUAGCGAGACCUUGGGCCAGUCCAUUACGGACUGCAGUUGCUAUAGAGUGGCGUUUUGGUUGAGCGUGUGGCUCUCUGUAUUGCUAUCCUGCGGUCUAAAGUUGGUAUAACUAGAGGAGCAAGCGGUCGGCAACAUUCAUCCCUCGAUGGGGUGUCUAACUCGGUGUUACGGUGUAUUUGACCCUCACUUAAUUUUACGCUGGAAUAUCCCUUUAAGGCCACUUUUGACCCAUCCAAACCCCCAAUACUCGGCUUUGUUAGAUUUGGUCCAGUUUAUUCUCAGUACUCUACAGACUUGAGCCAAGUCUAGUGGUUUUGGAGCUGGACCUUGUUUUCUAUAAUCUUCCUCAUAACAGAGAUGGUGAAGGCUGUGAAUGAGCGCCAACUUCAUUGUCAUUCACUGUAAACUGUUCUCUUGUAAUAAUCAAGUGUAUGUCGGUGAGUCUAGUUGGACGGAUUAUUUAGACAUUUGUUGUUGUUGUUUCCAGGAAUGUGCCUGACUAUUAUGAAGUGGUGUCCCAGCCAAUUGAUAUGUCAAAAAUUCAGUAUAAACUGAAGUCAGAAGAUUAUAAUGAUGUGGAGCAGCUCACUUCAGACUUCCAGCUCAUGUUCAACAACGCCAAAUCCUUUUACAAGGUAGGUAGAGUACAACGCACGGAUGUAUCUCUGUCACUGAUUGGAUGGUCUUUUUCAAAAUUCAUUAUCUGUUUGAAGAAGAAGAAUUUAAUUCAUCCCCAAAGGAUUGAAUUUUAGGGAUAUUGAAUUUCCCAUUGGGGAGAAAUAAAGUUCUUCUUUGUAGAGCUCUGUGUCCCCCAUGCUAAUUCUAUAUUUCCUUUACAUGUCCAUUUAUUCAGAGUGACAGCGAGGAGUACCAAGCUGCGUGUAAGCUUUGGGAGGUGUAUUUGCAAACAAGGACUGAGUUUGUUCAACCUGGGGAUGGAGAUGAAGAUGAUGAAGAUGGUGAUGACAUGAUGGAUAAUCCAGGCAUGUCAACCGAAGAUGAGGUAAUUUUAUCUUUCAAAUACACAAUGGCUACGUUCAUACUGCAGGUUAUGAUGCACAAUUCAGAUCUUUUUGUGCGGUCGUUCACAUUACAACAACGAAUGCAGCAUCUGAUGUGAAAGGAAUGCGUCCGUGAAGUGACCCGCAUGCGCACAAAGCACAAAUUGCUUUCCGCGCCCGUUUGUGUUGUUGAACAAUGGUGACGUUUGUCGCAUAUUGAUGACAUAUAGGUCGGAUGAACGCGACCUGAGCGUCCACACUGCAGUCACAUUGGAUACAUAUCUGAUUUAUAUCCGCAUACAAAAGAGGCCUGAGUCGGAUUUGAAAAAAUCAGAAUUGCACUGUUGACACUUACAUGGAAAAAUCAGAUAUGUGUCACAUAUGGUUAAAAAAUCGUAAUUGACCUGCAGUGUGAACAUAGCCAUUGAGUCACCAUUCCUGGGUUUAUAAUUCUGUGAUAAACAACGUGCUGUGGAAUGACACACGAGUUUUCAUGUUUCUGUGCAUGGCAUAUGUUUUCAUACAUAAUAGAUACAUGGAUUCGUUUUUGUAGCGCAAACAGAAGAACUUAUUUCUGCACAUUGCUGUUUUAGACCUCAAGUGGCAGUUUGAAGGAGGUGUUGGAGCAGCUCUUGGAGGCUGUGGUGUCACACGCUGAUCCCUCAGGGCGUCUGGUCAGUGAACUGUUCCAGAAAUUGCCUUCCAAAGUGGUGAGUAUUUAAAGAGUAUGAACGUUCAAUGGUUUUCCUUGAAUUAAAAAACAUGUUUGACAUUUACUCUCCCUUCUGUCUUCCCAGCAUUACCCAGACUACUAUGCCAUUAUAAAGGAGCCAAUAGAUCUGAGGACUAUUGCUCAGAGGAUACAGGUAUUAAAAAUAACCAACAUGUUGCGUGAUUGUGCAUUAUUCCACCAGAAAACAAGAGGUCCCACACUGUGAUAAUGUUUUCAUUCAAUUAACACUAAUUUGUUCAAUUUUACAGAUUGGGUACUACAAGAGUGUCAAUGCCAUGGCUAAGGAUGUCGACUUGAUGGCCAAAAAUGCCAAAACAUACAAUGAACCAGGAUCUCAGGUUUUUAAGGUAAACUGCCUUUCAUUUCUUUUUGUGUUUUGUGGGUGUGAAAUGUAACAUCCUGAAUCUUAACAGCUGUUUUGUUGUUGUUGUUGUUUAGGAUGCUAACACCAUAAAGAAAGUCUUCAUUCAGCGGAAGACUGAACUUGAACAUGCUGAACCAACUAAGUCUAGUCUUCGGAUCAGGUAUUGGCAGACUCAAAGCAAUGGGUGUCUACAAAAAUAACGUUUGGGAAAAGAAAACAGCUCCUGUAGUUGUUGAAAAAUGAGUAAUUAUUCUAUAACAGUAUCAAAUAUUUAUUUGAGGCCUACAUCACGAAUCUUUAAACUGUUACUAUUCAGGAAUCGCAGGUCAGGCCAAGGGGAUCGACUCUCAGGAGUCAGCGUGGCUCUUCACUACGGCUCAGAGAGCGAGGAUGACCCCGUGCUAUCUGGUUCGUACAAACUCUUAAUCCUGCAGAUAUUUACUUCAAACAUGUAAUUUUUUGUUGAAACGUUAACCACCCAAAACGCUCGCAGGCUCGGUGUGCUAUGACGAAGGGGAGUCUGAAGCUGAGAGUCAGAGUUCCAGUAUGGAGAUGAGUAACCCCAUCUUCCAGCUGUAUGAAGCUGUUAGGGGGGCCAGGAACAACCAGGGUCAGGUCUUCUCUGAACCGUUCCAGCAGCUGCCCUCCCGCAGAGAAUACCCUGACUAUUAUCAGCAGAUCAAACAGCCCAUCUCCUUGCAGCAGAUCAGGUAAGGAAGGAGCACUUAAAGGAUUUUUGUGUUUUGAUUCACCUUUUGUACGCAACAAAUUCCAAGCCCUUGAGUGUAUUUUUUUCAGGGCUAAGAUGAAAAACGGCGAGUAUGAAAGUGUGGAGCAGAUGGAUGCGGACCUCAAUUUAAUGUUUGAGAAUGCAAAGCGCUACAACAUGCCUAACUCAAGUAUCUACAAGCGGGCUUUCAGGCUUCAGCAGAUCAUGCAGGUACAGACAUCAGCGCUUUACGUUUGUAAAGUGUUUUUACUCUCACAGAAAGAGUCCAGUGAAGAAGAUCCACUCCUGAUGUUUUUUUUUUCUGUCUGUACAGGCAAAAAAGAGGGAACUUCUGAGGAGGGAUGAUGAGGAUGGAGACAGCAUUCUGUCAUCUGACACAGGAAGCAUUAAAAAGAAAAGGUAAACAGGUUUUCUCCACUUCUCCCUCUGAUAAACAAGAAAAACACACAAAUUUCCUUCUUACACCAUAAUUAGACACUCAUUUACGUUGAACCUUUGCAUCAAUGCUUUUUUCCCCCACCUGGUUAUUUUUAGCCACAAAAAAAAUGUGAAAAAGAACAGAAUGAAGGCCUUAUAUGCUGCAGUGAUUGAGGCUAGAGAGGCAGGCACCACUCGCCGUCUGUGUGAUCUGUUCAUGGUCAAACCGUCCAAAAAAGACUACCCCGACUACUACAAAGUCAUCCUCGAGCCAAUGGACCUGAAGACUAUCGAGCACAACAUCCGCAACGAGCGCUACACCACAGAAGAAGCCCUGAUGGAGGACAUGAAGCUGAUGUUCCGUAAUGCACGGCAUUACAACGAGGAAGGAUCUCAGGUAAGCAGAGCAGAAACAACAACACAUCUAAGGCAUAUAUGCUGUUACUGAGCACAAAAAUUUUUGAUGAGCUUUAUUUUGCUGAUGAUUCUGGCGGUUUACUCUAGGUGUACAAUGAUGCCGAUAUUCUGGAGAAGGUACUGAAAGAUAAGCGCAAAGAGCUCGGACCUCCGCCUGAAGAAGAAGACGUGGGAUCUCCCAAACUGAAGCUGAGUGAGUGUGAUCCACUCUAGUGGAUGUACUUCAAAUCAGAUACACUUUGCAUUAGGGGUGUCCCGGUAAAACUUUUUUACCUCUGAUAUGAUAAAGAUAUUAUAGCCUUCAAUAUUGGCUGAUACCGAUAUUGAUCCGAUAUUGGCACAAACUUGUGCAUGACCAGUUUUGCACUCAGCUGCAACGUCUUUUUCGGACCUAAAUGAAAAAUACUGCCACAUGGCCGACAUCACUCUUAUUCUUUGCUACUUUGUUAGUAUCUUAGUACACACUGAUGUUGUGAUCAUGUGGGCUCUGCAUGCUGGAUGUGGGCGCUGCUAGAUAGAGGGUCUGGAGCGGAGUCUGGAAUGGACUGCUUGUAUCAGAGUGCUGAUAUCGCAGAUUUUAGAUGCAGGCCGAUAUAAUCCGAUAUUCGAUUUUUCGCUGAUAUCGGACCGAUAUCUAUAUCCUAUCGGGACACCCCUACUUUGCAUUACUGCAUAAAAUCAUACCAUUUUUGACAGGUGCUAUUGGAGUUAAGUAUGGAGUUCACAUUAUCUGCAGAGGCCUCAAAUGACCUAAUAAUAGACUAUAACACAGGGUUAAUACGCAAGUAUGGAAAUAAAUUUGAUCAAUUUCAGGGUCUUAAAAAGUAUGAAAGGUGAAAAAUAAAGUAUGGAAAAUAAUUAUGUUUCUGGAACUAUUACCACAGUUCUAAAAUACUGUUUUCUAAGAUAUAAAGGAGGUAUUUCUAAAAAUAAUUCUAAAAAGUUGGGUAUGGAAAAGUAUGUAAAUUCCAACUGAGUAGGAACCCUGAUGACAGCAAGGGGCAUAAUUGGUAAUGAUAAGACUUUUGUAACCCAGCUCAUUGAAUGAGUAAAUCUUCCCUCACAAAAGCUGUUUUUACAGCUACAAUAUUGUUCCCAAGAAAGAAAAAUAAACUCUUAUUUUUGCCACGUCAACCUUUCAGGGUCUCAGUAAUCUCUACUUUCACACUGACCUUCAGCCCUGCACAAAGAAAUUAGAAGUAAAACGGUUAGAUAAGACUCUUAAGACUCUUGGUUUUUAAACUCGAUUGUUACUAUCUUGAUGUUAUUUUUCUCAUUUAGGGAAAAGCGGUGUUUCUCCAAAGAAGUCCAAAUACCUCACCCCUCUCCAGCAGAGGUUAAACGAGCUCUACGAUGCUGUGCGAAACUUCACUGACCGCCGAGGUCGAAAACUCAGCACAAUCUUCCUCCGGCUGCCGUCUCGCGCCGAGCUGCCAGACUACUACGCUACCAUCAAGAAACCCAUCGAUAUGGAGCGCAUUCGAAGCCAUAUGGCGGCCAGCCGCUACCAAGACGUGGAGGCCCUGGUGGAGGACUUUGCUCUCAUGUUCAACAACGCCUGCAUGUACAACGAGCCGGAGUCUCUCAUCUACAGGGACGCUCUUGUGCUGCACCGAGUGCUGCUGGAAACUCGUAAGCAGCAGGAGGGAGGAGAGGACUCCGGGCCCCCCAGUGUCGGACCUCUGGUGCGAGAGCUGAUCAGGAACCUGUUUGUGUCCGUGCUGGGUCACCAGGAUGAAGAGGGACGAUGUUACAGCGACUCGCUGGCUGAGAUUCCCGCUGUCGAUCCAGCCGCCCCUGAGAAACCUCCUCUGAACUUUGAUGUUGUCCGGGUGAACGUGGAUCGUGGUCGUUACAGGAGACUGGACGUCUUCCAGGAACACAUGUUUGAAGUGCUGGAGAAAGCCCGGAGACUGCACAGGUACAGACACGUAUUUAGUCUCGUUCACUCCUUAUUACAAAAUGAUUUCUACAAGAACAAGAUUGAUGUUGAUUGUAAUUGAUUUUACUCUACAUUACGCUACAUUAACAAAAAAAAAAAAAAAAACACUGAGAUGUCUAGUUGAUGGGUUGAAUAAUUUUGUAAUUUACAUCAAACAGCUGUAAUGAAGCUUUAUUAUUUUUUUUCAGUGGUUAGUAACUGUUUUAGUUUUUGCAGGACUGACUCUGAGAUAUUCGAGGACGCCGUAGAGCUUCAACAGUUUUUCAUUAAGAUCAGGGAUGAGCUAUGCAAGAACGGAGAGAUACUGCUCUCCUCUGCACUCAACUACACAUUAAAACACCUGCACAGCGACGUGGACCAGGAGAAGAGGGAGAAAAUCCCAAAGGAGAUCGAGGAAGACAGGAAGAAAGAAGAAGAGGAGGAGGAGGAGGAAGAGGGAGGCAAAGGUUUGUGUUUGUGAAAUAUUAGAUGUGAAUAAAAAACUCCCAAUGAUUUGGAAUUAAUUCAAGAUAAAUGUUUAUUUUGAAGAGGGUAAGAAAGCAGCAGAUCAACCCGGAGAAGUAUGGCAGCCAGAGUCGGAGGCGCAGCGUGUGUACAGUCAGGACUGCAGCUUUGACAACAUCACCUACUAUGUGGGCGAGUUUGUCUAUGUGGAGCCAUCAGAGCCCAACCUGAAGCCACACAUCGUCUGUAUCGAGCGUCUAUGGGAGGAUGAAGCAGGUGACGCCCAAUAUUCCGAAAAAUAUCUGUUGGUUUCCAGCAGUUUAUGUCAGUUUACGUAGUUUUAUUAAUAACAUGUUCCUGUAUUAAACAUAUCUUUGUAUGUGCUUUGCUUUGCUUGUGUGUGAAGGUGAGAAGUGGCUCUACGGCUGUUGGUUCUACAGACCAAGUGAAACUUUCCACCUGGCAACACGCAAGUUUCUGGAGAAGGAGGUCUUCAAGAGCGACUACUACAACAGGGUGUCAAUCAGUAAAGUUCUAGGGAAAUGUAUGGUCAUGUUUGUGAAGGUAAGACCCCCCCCCCACAGAGCUGAAACCUCACAGAAAUAUCAGCGUCACUUCAUUUGUCACCUUGACCUGCUCACCUAAUCGUGGCUCUGUCUCACUGCCGAUCGUAGGAUUACUUCAAGAUGCAACCUGAAGGCUUCAGAGCUGAGGACGUGUACAUCUGCGAAUCUCGCUACACCGCCAAGGCCAAGUCCUUCAAGAAGAUAAAAAUCUGGGCGAUGCCCGCUAGCUCUGUAAAACUGGUCCCCCGGGAUGUGCCGCUGCCUGUUGUCCGAGUUGCUUCCAUGUUUGCCAGGCCUGACCUGGACAAAACGACAUUUUCAUACACAGGGGGUGGCAGCUUUGUGGACAAGGUGAGCUGAUUUGAUUUCAGUGUUAGAGUGUUGCCCUGAAUGACAAUUUCCUAAAGAUCUCUGAAGUUUUAGCGUAAUUAUUUGGCCCAGACUUCAGGGAGUUCAUUUACUUUACAGAGCGGUAGCAUGCGUGUCCUUACAAGGAGUCAGAGGAGUACAUGGUAGUACUGCUGUGGUAUUUACAAACACUGGAGUCCUUUUCGUGUGUGUUUUUGUUUGUUUAGGAGAGAGAGGAUGUCCCUAUGGAAAUGAGCGGAGCUGAGCCCGACUGUCAACACUACGAACAGUUAAGCUUCAACAACAUGUGGUUCAAAGUAGGAGACUGUGUUUACAUCCAGUCACACGGUCUGUCAAAGCCAAGGGUCGCCAGGUGGGUCAUUUUUAAUGUCUGUCACUAAAACGUGAUCCAUUUCAAUAUCAGCGCACUAUAGUUACCAACCACUCUGUAUCAUGGCUGUUUUUUUAACUGGGCUGCAGGAUCGAGAAGCUGUGGAUGCAGAAUGGAGCUACUUUCUUCUUUGGACCCGUCUUCAUUCAUCCAGAGGAAACGGAGCACGAACCUACAAAGAUGUUCUACAAGAGAGAAGUGUUUCUGAGCCAUCUAGAGGAGACUUUACCCAUGACGUGUGUCAUAGGUAUGACUUUGAAAACUACCCAGAACAAAGAGACGGAUUGGAUUUAUAGAAAAUUAGCUUAUUAGAUUAGAUGAGUGAAUUUAGACCAUUCUUCUUUUUUUCUUCUUAAGUAUUUUUUGGGGGCUUUUUUGCCUUUUAUUGAUAGGAUAGGGUGAAAUGUGGAGAGACAGAGAGAGAGGGUGGAGGACAUGCAGCACAUGGUCGGGGCCGGACUCAAGCCUGCGACCGCUGCGGGGAGGGUGGUCCUCAUACAUGGGGCGCGCUAACCCGCUCAGCUAUCUGCAGGCCUCAAAUUUAGAUAAUUCUUUUACGUAUUUUUUUGGUGACUUUUAGCCUUUAUUGACAGGACAGGGUGAAAUGUGUGGAGACAGAGAGAGAGGGUGGAGGACAUGCAGCACAUGUUCGGGGCCGCACUCGAACCCGCGACUGCUGCGCACCCCAUUUAGACCAUUCUUGCUUUUCCAUUAAGCUGGAACAUUAAUGACAAACUGUGAAAACAGACCAUUGUUAAAAGUACAGUUAUGAUGUGAGGUUUUGCGAUCUGGUUCAGUCACUUAAACUGGUAUAAUUUCAUUCUUCUGUUCUAUAAAAUCAACUCUAUAAUUCUUCCUUUCUGCUCUCCAGGCAAAUGUAUGGUGUCAUCCUUUAAGGACUUCCUGUCAUGCAGACCCACUGAGGUUUCUGAAGAUGACAUCCUGCUGUGCGAGAGCCGCUACAUCGACACUGAGAAGCAGAUGAAAAAGUUUAAGGGUCUGAAACGCUUUUCUUACUCGCCCAAAGUGGUGGAGGAUGAAAUCUUCUACUUCAGGUUUGCCAGCUGAUCGGAGCAAUCGUUACAACUCAGAGCUACACUUUUCUAUUUUUUCCCUGUUUUGGUUUUUGGUUAUCUAAUACCUGCUUUAUCUUGGUGCAGAAAACUGAUGGUGCCACAGAAGGAGGCGUCACCAUUUUUGGACAAGAAGAUAGAUGAGCUGGAAUUAAAACUGGCAGAUCUGGAGGAUGCAGAGGAUGAUAUGGAAGAUAUGGACGACGAGGAGGAGGCACCAGCAACGCCUUCUAUGCCUCAGAUGCAAACCCCACACACCAAUGAGGACAGCAUGCCAUACACGCCUUCCCAGGUAAUCCAAAAACCUUUACCUGAAGACUUGUACCCCCCUUCUAUUAAGAUCAAAACAACGCAUAACAUAUUAUGAAUGUGUCCUUCUGUAGUCUACUCCUAAGGUGAAGGGCUUAUCGAAAAAAGAAGGAGCCAAGAGGAAGAUGAACAUGAGCGGCUACAUCUUGUUCAGCAGUGAAAUGCGAGCUGUCAUCAAAGCGCGACACCCAGACUACUCUUUCGGGGAGCUGAGUCGACUCGUGGGCACCGAGUGGAGGAACUUGGAGGGUUCCAAGAAAGCGGAGUAUGAAGGUGAGUCAAGGCCAAUUGAAAUGAGAAUAGAUGAGGCUGUCUUGGUAUCCAGAGGGGAAAUAUGGUUGUUUCAGCAACACAGAUAUAAUCAGCAAGUAAGAGCAGAGAAGAUUUGAAUGCAACAAUAAUAAAUAACAAUAAAAGAUGGAAAACACAUAGAAUAAGGAGUAAAUGGGAUAAAUUGACAUGGCAUGGUACUAAAAAUAUGAAAUGACUUGGUAUGAUGAUAAAUAAAUACACCCCAGGGUGAUGUAAAAACUUUGAUAUGAUGUUAGUGUGUGUCUCUGAGGUAAAGACAGAACCUUCAUUUGUUUUUUUGUUUGUUUUCAGAGCGCGCAGCCAAAAUCGUGGAGCAACAAGAUCGAGAGAGACCACCCCAGAAGCAAGCGUCCCCUAGAGCAGGUACCCCGAUAGGGGCACUGAUGGGGGUGGUGCCUUCGCCUAGCACUAUGGGAAUGAUAAACCAGACCAUGACACCUGUGUCAGGUAACCCCUCUCAGAGGCAGCACGAGUGUUUGACAGCAAGGCAGCAGGGAAUUCAGGCUGGACUGUUAAAAAACCGUAAUCCUCUUAAUUUCCUAACCAUGUUCGGAGCUACAUUCCUGAAGCAAGAUUUUUUUUUCUUCUUUUGCUGCUGUUUCAUGUUAUUUUAUGUUUUAAUAUUUAUUUUUUAUCAUUAGCUCAUAUCUGGAAUUGCAUGAAUGUAGCUGCAUGAUUUAUUUUCAACCAUGAAUAACCUUUAUCAUUUCAUGUUUCUGUUUGCUUAUUAUGCCUGCUAACAUAACAGACCAUUUAUAUUGUCAGCCCCUUUCACACAUUGAGCUUUUAACAUCUCAAGUUUCCACCACUUCAAAUUAAACUCAAGUCUUCUUUCUUAUUUUGUGAUCCUUUUCCCAACUUUCCUUUUUCAGCUCUGCUCAAAAAUGAAAGUUUGAAAAGUGCACCACAGGUGAUAAUAUUUGUUAAAAAAAAACAAAAAGCUUCAAGAUCAAUUUCGAUGAUUAAGCAUCAUACAACUUAAAAAUAAAUUAAACUAUGAGCUUGAUGGUCAUGUUAAAAUUAAAAGUUGAUAAAGACGGCAAACCUUGCCAGAGCUCUCCUGGCUGAAGGUGCACGUGUGAAAGGGGCUACUGUGUGCAGCAGUAGUGCACGUUACUGUAGAGUCAGCUGCAUGUCACUUAUGCAUGGAUGUGUUGUUGUCCUCUCCUCGCCCUCUCCCCCAAGGCAUGAUGGGAGCUUACGGCCCACCUUACAUGCCCAUGCAGGGCCCCCAUGAGGGCUUGUUGAGUGUGGCCCCGAUGCCACCUCACCCUGCAGGGGGGCUCCACCUGCCUCCUCACCAUCUCCAGCAAGGUAUGCCCGGGUACCCUGGCAUGCCUCAUCAGGGUAAGGGCCACUGUCCCAGCCACACCUGCUCAGUCACACCCAGUCGUGUCUCUCCUGCCGGAGGGGUUUACCUGGUCCACAGGCUGUGCAGCCUGAUUUAUUCACUGAGCAGUCAGAGCUCCUCUUUUCUAAGUGUACUCACAUGUCACACCUCCAACAUACUGCAUCCAUAUACACGGUCAUAGAUAUAGUGCAUGUCAAAACAAAACAAACUAACUAACAUUCAACUGAUAUACAAGAGCUAACAAUUUCUCAAGUCAUGAUAUAAAAUUUUUGUACUUAUUUUUAAAUGAACAACUGAAUUUGGAAGUACAAUGAAAGAAACAAAAUAAUGCCAUUUAACAGGUAUGAUGGGUCCUGGGAUGAAUGGCAUGGCAGGAAGUCCUGCACAAGGAAACUACAUGCAGCAGGUGAGAACUGUCCCAGAAAUUCUACCAUAACUUGAUUUAUUUCAACUUGUAGGCCACUAUGUUGCAGGAUAAUUUCUAGUACACACAACAUCCUUUAUUACCAUACAUUACAUUUUAUUGAUCUUAUUUAACACUGUAUGUUGGUCACCCUCUGAAAUACAGUAUGUGUUGUUAUCUUAAAUUUUAGCCUGGGAUGUUCAGCCCAGGACCACAUGCUCCUCCACCGUAUCCAGGACAGGGCCAGCCCUCACACCUGCAGCCGACUACUCCCAUGUUUGUUGCACCACCACCAAAGACCCAGAGGGUGCUCCACUCCGAGGCCUACCUGAAGUACAUUGAGGGCUUAAAUUCAGAGUCCUGCACCAUCAGCAAAUGGGACCAAACUCUCAGAGGUGGGGGCGGGGUCAUUAAAUGGUAUUUUCAUUUUCUGCAUGUGUUGAAGAAAACCACUGAUACCCCACAUAUGAACUGAUUAGAUUGCAAGUGUGCCUCAUAAAUUUCUCUUCAAAAAUUCACAGUUAAUAAAAAUAAACAUCCUUUUUAUUCCAUAACAGCUCAAAGGCGUGACGCUCACCUGACCAAAGAGCAGGAGAGCCGGCUGCCAGCUCAUUGGCUGAAAAGUAAAGGAGCCCACACCACUAUGGCUGACGCGCUAUGGCGCCUGCGUGACCUGAUGUUGAGGGACUCUCUGAACAUCUGUCAGGCACACAACCUGUGACUUAUCGGACACUUACCACAAUAACCAGCUCACUCACUGCUCUUAUCCUCAAGCUACAGAGCUUUAGGGAGAAUUCUAGACCAUAGAAGCAAUAUUUUAUAGUGAAUCAUGAUUAAUUUUAUAUUUAUUAGCCUGAAAUAAUGAGCUUGAUAGUUAAUGUGUGCGCAUUUCAUUUUUUUUACAGACUUCAUCAAUUGUGCUGCAAAAACUGUGAUUUUUGGCUUACAGAUACUACAAAAUAAAAUUCGGAACACAA